AUUCAACCAAUUACCAAACAUAGAAUGGCGGAGGCAAUACUCACUGCCGUGUCAAAGAUUGAGAUAGUUGUUUUAAGCAAAGCGGUCUCAAAUGUCAUAGAGAUGUUGUCAAAGAAGGUUGCUGGUGUAAGUGAAUUGCCGGGAAAGAUCAAAAAGAUUGAUGACGAGCUACAGAUGUUGAAUAAUGUAAUUGUGGAUAUUGGCACCACACAUCUCAGCAACAAUGUUGUCAAGGAUUGGAUUUCAAAUGUGAGGAAGCUGGCCUACCAUGUUGAAGAUGUAAUUGACAUGUACUUGUGUGAGGCUCUUAAGCUCACCAAAGAAGACUUCAUACAUCGAUACCUCUUGGGAGGUUCACGCCACAUAAUCGUUUUUAGUAAGAUUGUCGAUGAUCUAGUAGAGAUAGAAGAGGAGAUCAAGCAUGUCAAAGAAAUGCAAAAUAACUGGAGUAAUACAUUCGUGCCCAUAAAAAAUGAGCGUGAAAAUAUUUAUAGGACGCCGCCUGGAGCCUGCUUUCCGGUGCUUGUUGGUGAUGAGGAUCUGGUGGGAAUUGAAGAAAAUAGGAGCAAGUUGACUGAAUGGCUGAGCACCGAUGAGAAAGAAUGCACGGUGAUAACAGUUUCUGGAAUGGGAGGUUUGGGCAAAACAACCCUUGUGAAAAAUGUGUAUGAACGGGAAAAAUUUAACUUUCCUGGUGCUCAUGCUUGGAUUGUGGUGUCACAGUCGUAUGAUGUAGUAGAUCUGCUGGCAAGACUGCUCAGAAAGCUAGGGCAAACUUUUGACGUGGGUGCCAAACCUGAUGUCUACGAGUUAACAGAGGCAAUACAUAGGACACUACAAGACAGGAAAUGCUUGAUCGUUCUUGAUGAUGUGUGGGAUAAAGAAGCAUAUACUCAGAUGUGCAAUGCAUUCCAAAGUCUCCAAGGGAACCGUGUUAUGAUAACAACCCGGAAGGAAGAUGUUGCAGCUCUUGCUCAUAAGGGUCGUCGCAUGGAACUCCAGCCACUGGGUAAGGAUGAAUCAUUCAAGCUCUUCUGCUCAAGGGCUUUCCACAACAACAACCCGUACCGCAAGUGCCCUCCAAAGCUCAAGACAGUGGCUGCUGCUAUCGCUGAGAUGUGCCAUGGCCUUCCAUUGGCCAUUAUAUCUUGUGGUAGCCUACUUUCCACGAAGCAACCAACAGAGCAUGCCUGGAACCAGAUGCACAAUCAUCUCCGGAGCGAGCUGCGGGAAAAAAACCAUGUGCAAGCUAUACUUCUUCUGAGCUACUAUGACUUGCCAGGUACUCUCAUGAACUGCUUCCUGUACUGCACUUUGUUCCCUGAAGACUAUCCGAUGUCACGGGAGGCCCUUGUGCGAAUGUGGGUUGCCGAGGGAUUUGCGAUCAAGAAAAACUACAGCACGGCAGAGGAAGUGGCGGAGGAGAAUCUCAUGGAACUCAUCGGACGGAAUAUGUUGGAAGUGGUGGAGAGGGAUGAGCUCUAUAGGGUGACUAACUGUAAGAUGCAUGACAUUGUGCGAGUCAUGGCUCUUGAUAUCGCAAGAGAAGAGAUGUUUGGCUACGCGCAUGAUGAGGGUGAGAUAAUGGUUAUGGAUCCAGAGGUUCGCCGGCUCUCGACAAGUAGUUGGAAGAGUGAGGGCAGUAGGCCAGCUCCUGCUGGAGUGGAAUUCCCGGGACUCAGAACUUUCAUGUCGAUUGCCUCCUCAACCAUGAUUUCCUCAAUUUUGUCUAGAUCCAGCAACCUUACUGUCCUUGAGCUCCAAGACUCUGCAAUCAGCCACGUGCCAGCAACCAUCGGGAAUCUUUUCAGUCUACGCUACAUCGGCUUAAGGCGCACCAAUAUCCAGUCGCUGCCAGACAGUAUUGAAAAACUCUCAAACCUCGAGACGUUGGACAUGAAGCAAACAAGAAUAGAGAAGCUACCCCCAGGGAUUGUGAAGGUUGAGAAUCUGCGACACCUUUUUGCUGACAGGUUUGCUGAUGAGAGGCAGACGGAGUUCCGAUACUUUGUUGGAGUGGAAGCGCCGAAGAUGAUUUCCAACUUUCAAGAGAUGCAAACUCUCGAGACCGUUUGUGCCAGCAAAGACUUGUCCCAGCAGCUGAGGAAAAUGAGUAAGCUGAAGACUGUUUGGAUUGAUAACCUCAAUGCAUCUAACUGUGAAGAGCUUUUUGAUGCCCUCUCAAAAAUGCCACAGCUGUCAAGCGUGCUCCUCUCUGCAAGUGAUGAGACGGAGGCACUUUCUUUCCAAGCACUCAAGCCAAUCUCAACGAUGCUGUACAGACUGAUCAUCAGAGGCAACUGGGCCCAUGGGAUACUCAAGUGCCCGAUAUUCCAAGGCCAUACGAGGUACCUCAAGUAUCUGGCCCUAAGCUGGUGCAAUCUUGGCACGGAAGAUCCGCUGAUGUUGAUGGCAAUUCAUUUGCCAGCUCUCGUUUAUUUCAGCCUUAACCGGGUGAGCAAUGCAGCAAUAUUGGUUAUUCCUGCAGGGUGCUUUGCUCAACUCAAGACAUUCGUCUUGAAGAACAUGCCUAAUGUGAAGGAACUGGUGAUCCAAGACAAGGCCAUCCCAUGCAUUGAGGGGAUUUACAUCGUGUCACUCCGUGAGAUGAACGUGGCCCCUCAUGGCAUCGAGUCCCUUAGAUCCCUCAAGAAGCUCUGGUUGCUGAAUCUGCACAGGGACUUCAGGGCUGACUGGGAUCUGAAACAGAUGCACGACAAGCUGAAGCACGUUCCAGAGCUCCGAGCUUAA
Lolium rigidum is the source of this 2751-nucleotide messenger RNA. RefSeq names its product disease resistance protein RPM1-like. Bases 25 to 2751 code for a protein of 908 amino acids. Gene Ontology annotation, biological process: defense response to other organism. The transcript is spliced from 2 exons. The record is from RefSeq and is a predicted model, not a curated record. Lineage: Eukaryota; Viridiplantae; Streptophyta; Magnoliopsida; Poales; Poaceae. Gene Ontology annotation, molecular function: ADP binding.